AUGGCCGACUUCCAGAGCAUUGCCCAGCAAUUCGUCACCUUCUACUACCAGACGUUCGACUCGAACCGUCAGGGCCUCGCUGGUCUCUACCGCGACCAAUCCAUGCUCACCUUUGAGACGAGCUCCGUCCAGGGUGUUGCCGGCAUCAUCGAGAAGCUGGUGUCUCUUCCCUUCCAGAAGGUCGCGCAUCAGGUCGGCACUCUUGAUGCUCAGCCCUCCAACACUGAGGGUGGAAUCCUUGUCAUGGUUACCGGUGCUCUCCUUGUUGACGAGGAGCAGAAGCCCAUGAACUACACUCAGUCCUUCCAGCUGCUCCCUGACGGCCAGGGCAGCUACUUCGUGUUCAACGACAUCUUCCGUCUUGUCUACGGUUAA
Molecule: messenger RNA, 375 nt
Organism: Aspergillus terreus NIH2624
Lineage: Eukaryota; Fungi; Ascomycota; Eurotiomycetes; Eurotiales; Aspergillaceae
Product: nuclear transport factor 2 family protein
Exons: 6
Coding region: 1-375 (124 amino acids)
Biological process (GO): protein import into nucleus
Cellular component (GO): nuclear pore central transport channel
Source: RefSeq, a predicted model, not a curated record